AUGGUGAAGAUAACACGUAAAAGAGAUUUACAUCCUGGUGCAAGUGAGCCAAGGAGUGACAAUGGAAGAAGAUUGGGUGCGUCCGGAGAAUCAUCAUGCGACCGCGUAAACACGGGAGACUCAACUACUGCUUCUCCACCAACAGCAUCUGAUUCAACCAACGCUCAUCCCCCCGACACUCCUUACGCAGUAUCAUCUCGGAUCGCCAGACAGCUUCGGCUAUCAAUACGUAGACAGACUAAAACAGCUAGGUUGACUGCGCCUGCGUCCACAUCUGGUACAAAAAUCCGCAAGCCAUGUGACAAAUGGGAUAUAGUCUCAUGUCCAUCGUGUAAAGCAUUACUAUGGAAUGCAGAAGCAACUGGUGUCCAGCCGAACAGAGAUGCCAAACAGUUUAGUCUAUGUUGCCAGAGAGGUAGAGUGAGGCUUCCACCUGUCCGAGAACCACCCUCUCCAUUGCUAGAGCUCCUAGAGACGCCUAAAUUCAGAUCUCACAUCAGAGUUGCAAACAGUUUGCUCGCUUUCACAUCCAUGGGUGCACAGAUUGAUCAUAGCGUUACUGGGACCCCUGGACCUUUUACAUUUCGGGUUCAUGGCCAAAUCAUUCAUAGAAUUGGUUCUAUGCUACCUGACGAUGGUAACGAUCCAGAGUAUUUGCAGCUUUAUAUUUUCGACACUGAUAAUGAGCUGGAAAACCGAAAGAGGUCUUUUACAAAAGGCUCAUCUCAGCUGGCCGUGGAUGAUACUGUUAUCCUCCAGUUGAUUGAGAUGCUAGAUAUUAAUAAUCACCUAGCCAAAACCUUCAGGCAUGCGCGCGACCGUUUUCGAACAACCGGGAAAAUUGAAUUCAGCAUCACAUUGGUCAGCCAACCAAGCAGAGGUCGUCAAUAUGAUCUUCCUACGGCGAGUGAGAUCGGUGGACUAAUAAUUGGUGAUUUGUCUGCAACCUCAGUAGGAAGAGAUAUUGUGGUUGAGCUCAAAUCAUCUGCACUGCAAAGAAUAGGUGAUCUACACCCAUUACUGAUGAGCCUUCAGUAUCCAUUAUUGUUUCCUUACGGAGAAACAGGUUACCAUGAGCGAUUGCCAUAUGAGGGGCCUGAAGCAUCCACUGUGAGAAGAACAUACAUGACGAUGCGAGAGUUCUAUGCUUACCAGCUACAAACUAGGCCAUCGGAAGGAAUGACAAUCAUUAAAGGUAGAAGAUUGCUGCACCAGUACAUUGUUGACGCCUAUGUAGCUGUAGAGACGGAGCGACUGCGAUUUUUGAGUCUAAAUCAGAAAAAACUCCGAGCAGACCUGUAUAACAACGUAUGUGACGCCGUUGAAACUGGCGAUGCAGAUGCUACUCAAGUUGGUAAGAAGAUCAUCCUCCCUUCGUCCUUCACUGCUGGACCCCGGUACAUGUCUGAAAAGUACCAGGACGCAAUGGCUAUAUGCCGUUGGUAUGGGAAUCCUCAUCUCUUUAUCACUGUCACUGCUAAUCCUAAUUGGGUGGAACUCAGUAACCAUCUGGAUGCAUAUGGAGGUGAUUCUGCUAAUAGCCGACCUGACCUAGAAUGUCGGAUCUUCAAAAUCAAGCUUGAUGAGAUGAUGGCAGAUUUCAAAAAGGGAGAGUUCUUCCCUACGCUGGACGCAGCUGUCUACACCAUUGAGUUUCAGAAACGAGGUCUGCCCCAUGCCCAUAUUUUACUAUGGUUGAAAGGUAUAAAGAAGGAAGUAACAGCUUCGGUUAUUGAUGAAUACAUCUCAGCUGAGUUUCCCGAUAAAGAAGUUGAUAGAGAGGGGUUUGAGCUGGUUGAGCGGCAUAUGAUGCAUGGUCCGUGUGGUAAAAUGCGCCCCAACUCACCAUGUAUGGAGAAAGGAGAGUGUACUAAGAAUUUUCCUAAACCUUCUUCAGAUCAGACAAGAAUAGACAAAUCUGGAUUUGUUGUUUAUAGAAAGAGAGCUGGUACUGGAGAUUUUGUAGUCAAGGGAGAGAUCGAGCUGGAUAAUCGUUUUGUUGUGCCUCAUAAUCUUGGUCUUCUGAAAAAAUAUCAAGCCCACAUCAACGUUGAAUGGUGUUGCAGAACCAGCGCAAUCAAAUAUCUUUUCAAAUACAUAACGAAAGGCGUUGAUAGAGCAACUGUCCUUAUACAUAGGAAUGAGCCAGACACGAGUAAUGAGAUCAACAAUUUCCUGGAGUGCCGGUAUAUAUCAGCUUGCGAAGGUUCAUGGAGAUUGUUUGCUUUUCCUAUACACUAUAACCAGCCCAAUGUUGUGAAGCUCCCCGUACAUCUACCAGGUGACCAUGUGAUGGUAUUUGACGAAUCUGCUGACUUAUCAAAGGUGGUAUACCGAGAAAAUAUUGAUAGGUCAAUGUUAACAGCGUUCUUUGAGGCAUGCGACACGUAUGAGGAAGCUAUGGAGCUGACCUACGUUGAAUUCCCUUCGAGGUUUGUCUACCAUUCAAACGAUAGGAUAUGGACGCCAAGACUGCAAGGGGAAGCUAUAGGGAGGGUCGUGUAUGUCAGCCCAGCGUCUGGUGAUAGAUACUUCUUAAGGAUGUUGCUGAAUGUUGUUAGAGGUCCUAGAGGCUAUGACGUGUUAUACACGGUAGGGGAUGUGGUAUAUAAGAAAUUCAAAGAAGCGUGUUAUGCACGAGGACUACUUGAUGAUGAUAAAGAGUGGCAUGAGGCAAUAGAGGAGCCAUCUUCAUGGGCAACCGGACGGCAGCUGAGAAGACUGUUUGUGCUUAUCUUGGUUUAUUGUCAAGUCGUAGACCCACUCAAGCUUUGGGAGCAUACUUGGAUGUUUUUGGCAGAGGACAUACUGUACAUGAAACGAAAGGAGUUUCGAUUUCCAGGUCUCGACUUACAAGAUGAGCAGUUAAAGCAGUAUACACUGCUCGAGGUUGACAAACACUUAAAAGAGCAUAACCAGUCACUAGCAGACUAUGAUGAGUUGCCUCAGCCAGAUACUUCAAUACUAUCAGAGAUAAACAGCCAAGUUUUGCGGCAGGAACUGAUGUAUAAAUUCGAAAAGGAGAAGGAGACGCAUAGAGUAUUGUUCUCGGCGAUGAAUACGGAUCAGGAGAAAGUAUAUGCUGCUGUUCUGAAGUCAGUUGACGAGCAGUCGGGCCAGUUAAUUUUUGUCUCAGGUGCAGGAGGCACAGGAAAGACAUACCUAUACAGAACUAUUAUAGCGAGGCUUAGGUCAGUUGGCAAAGUAGUUAUACCGGUAGCUACAGCUGGCAUCGCAGCAUUGCUGCUCCCGGGAGGAAGGACAGCACACUCACGGUUCAAAUUACCUCUGAAUCUAGAUGAUCGUUCAAUGUGUGAAAUUCACAAGGGGUCAAGUUUAGCUGCAUUGAUAUCUAAGGCAGACCUGAUAAUAUGGGAUGAAGCUCCGAUGGCACACCGACACGCUUUUGAAACCUUAGAUCGUUCCUUCAGAGAUUUGUUAUCGCAUGAGUCUCCAGAAGCUAGCACACAGCCCUUUGGUGGCAAGACGGUGCUUCUCGGCGGGGAUUUCCGGCAGAUUUUGCCAGUUAUUCCACACGGAAAAAGGCCAGACACCGUUCUCGCAUCCAUCAGCAAAUCAUAUCUAUGGAAAAUGGCCCAAGUAUUCACCUUAUCCAUCAACAUGCGGCUGCGGCAAGAAGACAAGGACUUCGCAAAAUGGAUUCUACAAGUCGGUGAUGGGGAAGCUGACGCCUUGGCGUCCAAUAAACCAAAACAUGAGGAAGGGAAUCAGAUUACUGUGGAUAAAAGGUUAUUGAUCUCUCGCUCAGAUACACCACACGAAGCUCUGGCGCAUGCUGCAUAUCCUAACUUCCUCCAAAACUACCGGGAUAAGGCCAAGAUUUGGAAAAUAUUUAUACAUUUAUUACGCCUUUAA
Messenger RNA from Brassica napus (rape), 3876 nucleotides. RefSeq lists its product as uncharacterized. Bases 1 to 3876 code for a protein of 1291 amino acids. The transcript is spliced from 4 exons. Lineage: Eukaryota; Viridiplantae; Streptophyta; Magnoliopsida; Brassicales; Brassicaceae. The record is from RefSeq and is a predicted model, not a curated record. Gene Ontology annotation, molecular function: DNA helicase activity. Gene Ontology annotation, biological process: telomere maintenance; DNA repair.